Messenger RNA from Lactuca saligna, 426 nucleotides. Lineage: Eukaryota; Viridiplantae; Streptophyta; Magnoliopsida; Asterales; Asteraceae. The record is from the annotation of a GenBank genome assembly.
AUGGAUGUACGAAGAAAGCUCUACAACAUCGAUCACGCCACUACCAAAGACUAUUUAUCAGCCGGGCUAACGCAGUUGCGGUCUCUUUACUUAAUUUUUUCCCUUAUUUAUUUGUGUUUUUUAGGGUUUUGGAUUAUGGUAUGCUUCAAGAAAGUGCGAUAUGUUUACAGAAUGCAUUUACUAAUGGUCGUGUUGCUUGUUAUAACUUCCGCUCACUUUAUUUGUGCUGCUGCUGAGCAACAUUAUGUGAAGGUUGCAGGCACUACUCCUCAUCCUCAUGGAUGGGAUGUCAUAUUUUACAUGUUUCAGCUUAUCAGGAAUGGUCUUUUCUUCACUGUCAUCAUGUUGAUUGGCAUCGGAAGGUGUUUGUGGAAGCUGUUGGCUUUUCACAAGCCUUUUAUCAAGAGUAUAGCAAUGAAACAGUAA